ACUUUCCCUGUUGCCAAAGCGCACACACACCGCCGAAUCGCACGAAAUAUCUUCACAACACAACAACGAAUUGCGAUUUCGAUUUCGAACUCUCCGUCUCGAAAAUCUUCUAUCUAUCCAAUUCAAUCCAUCAUUCGUUCAAUCCAUCAUUUUUUUCGUUUCACCGUUCGGAUCCGAAUCCAAUAACGAAACCGUUUCAGGUAUCUCAAACAGUUAGUCUCAGAGGGCGAGGAGAGAGAAACGGUUAAUUUGUUUUGGCCCUUACAAGUAACUGAAUGGGGGAAGAGGUGAAGACGAGCGAGUACGAUGAAGAGCGCGUGAUGGAGUGGGAGUUGGGUCUCCCCACCGCCAACGAUCUCACACCUCUAUCUCAGCCGCUGAUUCCGCCGGAGCUAGCCACCGCCUUCAGCAUCUCGCCGGAGCCCCACCGCACACUUUUCGACGUCAACCGUGCCUCACGCAAUACCCUCUCCACGCUCCGCGGCGGUGGAAGCGUGCACCAGGCGUUCUCCUCCAACAACAACAACGUCUACGACGAAGACGACGACGACGACACGGAUCGGGACGGUUCUGGCUCCGAUUCCAGGAAACAGCGGAAGAUCGAUUGCGUGGAGGAGGCGGAUUCGGCGGUUCGCACGGAGAACUCGGCGGACAGGACGACGCUGAAGCGGCCGAGGUUGGUGUGGACCCCGCAGCUGCACAAGCGGUUCGUUGACGUGGUGGCGCACCUAGGGAUCAAGAACGCGGUUCCUAAAACGAUUAUGCAGUUGAUGAACGUGGAGGGGUUGACUCGAGAGAAUGUGGCUAGCCACCUACAGAAGUAUCGGCUAUACUUGAAGAGGAUGCAGGGACUCUCGAACGAGGGUCCUUCUUCCUCCGAUCAGUUAUUCGCUUCGACUCCUGUGCCUCAGAGUUUGCAUGACUCUGGUACUCCCAGUGCUCAUUCCCAUGGCAAUGGCCAUCUUCCUGUUCCCAUUCCCAUGCCUUAUCCACCUCCUAUGAUGUCCAUGCCUGUUCUUGGCAUGCCUCAUGCCCAUGGCCCCAUGGCCAUCCCCAUGCCUACUUCUUCCGCCACUUCCGGUUACCAUCCUUAUAACAUGUUGCACCAAAGGGAUUGGCCUCAUCUUGCUCCUAAUGAUAAAUAAUUCAUCUUCCGCUUUUUUCUCACUCAAGAUUCAAAGAUUUAUUUGUUUGUCAUGACUUUAAAAAGACGAGAAGGGAAGUAGCUGCAUUGAUCAUGAGUAUCACCCUGGAAAUCAUACAAACCGAUUCUUAAAGCAAGUAUAUGAAGACUUUGUGGAGCCAAAUUACAAUCUGAAUCAGUAGUAUGUACCCUUUGGGCAGAUGUAUAAAGUUAUUGGCAGGCAUCUCUAAUUCAUGUCAGUCUGUCACCUAAUUGUACGACGAGAACUCUGUCAAAGUUCUUUUGGUCUCUGCUUAGACAGCUGAUCCUAAAGUAAAUUCUUAACUAGUUCUCUGAUUCAUAAAUUAUAAUUCUAUUCUAUUGUGUAAUACUGGAUGUGUUGACCUUCUUUUUCAGAAUCAUUGCAAAAUUGAAUAAAAGAGAGACUGAACAGCAUUCAGCAAACAUUUAUCCCAUGAUCUGGCAAAUGUAUUUCUAUAUCUUUAAGCUCUUGCUUCCAUUUUCUUAAACUGAAUGCUAUCGGUUUUCAUGCUAAGAAACGUUACAGAGGGAGAAGAACGGGAUUUUUAUUUUGCAUACACAGAGGCACAACGCACGCAGACACCCAAACACACUCACAUCUCUACCGUUAAGAGUUCUUGUUUGACUCCUGACGCAAUGCACUUGUCUCUUUACCUUUAAGAAAAGUAACUGCACUUGUGGUCUUUUUGUGUUAACGGGCAGACGUCAACCAUUCUAUGGUUUACUUGAUUUAGAGAGUAUGCACUAACGAAGGGAAGGCACAAUAUAUUUUGAUCAAAAUAAAUAGGAGUUUGGGGAAGGUCGAUCUAUAAAGUUUGUAAGUUUACUUCUUUCGGUAGUACUUAUUUGUACUCUUAUUGAACACAUUCAUCUAGUGGAUAAGGCUUGUUUAAGCUUGUGCCUUCCUUGUACUGCUUUGCGUAUUGAAUUUUUAAAAUGAAAGGAUAAAAAGUAGCUAAAAGAUUCAAAGCACAAGGAGAGCUGGUUGGAG
Abrus precatorius (Indian licorice) is the source of this 2156-nucleotide messenger RNA. RefSeq names its product transcription factor PCL1-like. The coding region runs from base 276 to 1145 and encodes 289 amino acids. The record is from RefSeq and is a predicted model, not a curated record. NCBI's taxonomy places the organism in Eukaryota, Viridiplantae, Streptophyta, Magnoliopsida, Fabales, Fabaceae. Gene Ontology annotation, biological process: regulation of DNA-templated transcription. The transcript has 2 exons. Gene Ontology annotation, cellular component: nucleus. Gene Ontology annotation, molecular function: DNA-binding transcription factor activity; DNA binding.